GUUGCAAAAUAAAAGCGCUACGGGCCAAGACAAACACCUACAUUAAGACGCCUGUUCGCGGAGAAGAGCCCAUCUUUGUUGUCACUGGACGAAAAGAGGACGUAGCCAUGGCCAAAAGGGAAAUUCUCUCGGCUGCCGAGCACUUCUCCAUGAUCAGAGCGUCGCGCAACAAGAACGGCCCUGCCCUGGGAGGCUUGCCAUGUACGCCCAGCCUGCCGGGUCAGACGACAGUCCAAGUCAGGGUGCCUUACCGCGUCGUUGGGCUCGUGGUUGGACCCAAGGGAGCUACAAUCAAAAGGAUUCAGCAGCAGACCCACACCUACAUAGUCACUCCCAGCAGAGACAAGGAGCCUGUCUUCGAAGUGACGGGAAUGCCCGAGAACGUCGACCGCGCACGUGAGGAGAUCGAGAUGCACAUCGCCAUGCGGACCGGGAACUACAUCGAGCUGAACGAAGAGAACGAUUUCCACUACAACGGUACGGACGUGAGCUUUGAAGGAGGCCCUCUGGGCUCUGCGUGGCUGGCUUCUAAUCCUGUCCCUCCUAGCCGCACCAGGAUGAUUUCUAAUUAUAGAAACGACAGCUCCAGCUCCUUGGGAAGUGGCUCCACAGAUUCCUAUUUUGGAAGCAAUAGAUUGGCUGACUUCAGCCCAACGAGUCCAUUCAGCACAGGCAACUUCUGGUUUGGAGAAACGCUGCCUUCGGUGGGCACGGAAGACCUCGCCGUCGACUCUCCCGCGUACGACUCCUUACCAGCUCCUCCCCAAACCAUUUGGACCCCUUUUGAACCCGUCAACCCUCUUUCCGGCUUCGGUAGCGACCCUGCUAGUACUGCCAAGCCUCAGCGCCGAGGGAGCCAGCCGUCUCCUCCCCCCCCCUACAUCCCCGCCUUCCCCAAUGGUACCAACAGCUAUUCCUCUUCCAACGGCGGCUCCACGUCCAGCUCGCCCCCCGAGUCGAGACGGAAACACGACUGCGUCAUCUGCUUCGAGAGCGAAGUCAUUGCGGCCCUGGUCCCCUGCGGCCACAAUCUCUUCUGCAUGGAGUGUGCCAACAAAAUCUGCGAAAAGGAAGCGCCGUCGUGUCCCGUUUGCCAGACAGCUGUUACUCAGGCAAUCCAAAUUCACUCUUAA
Messenger RNA from Opisthocomus hoazin, 1133 nucleotides. NCBI's taxonomy places the organism in Eukaryota, Metazoa, Chordata, Aves, Opisthocomiformes, Opisthocomidae. The record is from RefSeq and is a predicted model, not a curated record.